Leishmania mexicana MHOM/GT/2001/U1103 is the source of this 1044-nucleotide messenger RNA. RefSeq lists its product as hypothetical. Gene Ontology annotation, molecular function: RNA binding. The coding region runs from base 1 to 1044 and encodes 347 amino acids. The record is from RefSeq and is a predicted model, not a curated record. The transcript has a single exon. Gene Ontology annotation, cellular component: ribonucleoprotein complex. NCBI's taxonomy places the organism in Eukaryota, Euglenozoa, Kinetoplastea, Trypanosomatida, Trypanosomatidae.
AUGUCUAAGAAUUCUCCCCACAAGCACAAGAGCUCCUUCACGCCGAGCAGCACGAACCUCUUCGUCCGCUACCUGCCCCGCGAGGUGGACGACAACCGUCUGCGCGAGAUCUUCUCCGCCUUCGGCAACAUCACCUCGUCGAUGGUGAUGCGCGACAUCUACAGUGGCCAGAGCCUUGGAACGGCGUUUGUGCGCUACGAGGAGCACGAGGAGGCGCUGCGCGCGAUGCGUGAUGCCCACGGGAUGCCGCUGCUGGGCAAGACGGUGUCUGUGCAGUGGGCGAAGCAGCAGCACGACGACACGCCAGCUGGGCAGGAGCGGCUGAGGAUGAACAAGCUGUUCCUGCGCAACGUGCCGCUGGAGGUGACGGAGGAGGACCUGGUCCAUCUUGUGAGCCCCUACGGCUCUGUGAGGAAGGUGACGAUGCACAAUGACACAGCCCCACUGAUCGACGCGACGGAGCGCCGCCGCAUCGUCUUCAUCACCUUUUCCGAGCAAGGCGCUGCAGAGGCUGCGCUGCUUGCGGUGCACAACACCUGUGCCUUCCACCAGUGCCGUGGCAUCCCGCUGAUGGGAAAGCUGUCAGAGGACUACACGCAGAAGAUGCGGACACCGCGGACCGCGCAUGUACCUCAUUCGUGGCAGUACGGCGGCUCAGAAAGGUCACCGAGCAGCAGCUACUUGAAGGCGGUGAAGCUGUGUUCAGAAGACCCGGCACCUCCGGUGCUUGGCCGCUGCGCCAGCGGAAUGAAUGCAGCCGACUGCACCGGCAUAGAUACACCGCGUGGGAUGGAAACGCCGCGCAGAGUUGGCACCGCAUUGAUGAGUUGCCCCAGCCACUCCCAGUGUACGGCUACUAUGGCAGUUAUGCGUGGUUUGGGGAACACGCAGCGUGUAGCUGCGGAAAGGACUGGCUUCGUGGCGGCUCCCAGGUGCACUUGUGAGACGUUUGUGGGGCCGACGACGAUACACGCGCUGGAUAGCGGGAUUACCGUCACGAUACGCCAUCGCCCUUCUUCACGGACUUUUAAAGGCUACUCGUGA